ACAACUUUCCGGUAGCUUUCUGGUUUUGAUUUCGAUAGGAAUCUAGAAUCUAGGCUCGGAAUUUUAUUUUCUAGUUGAAUUUAGACUGUUAAAUUUCCCCUAGGGUUAGUAUUCGACUCAAUUGGAUUAUCUCGGUAGAGGGAUUUCACUAAAUUUAAGGAUUUGGGUUUUGAUUAUCAGAAGAAGAAGAAGAAGAAGAAGAAGAUGAGUAACACACCAGCAACGGCGGCGUCUAAAUCGAAAGCUGCGGGAACUUCUCAGCCACAGGAAAAGCGCAAAACCCUCUUUCAGAAAGAAUUGCAGCAUAUGAUGUAUGGAUUUGGCGACGAGCAAAACCCUCUUCCAGAGACUGUGGCGCUUGUAGAAGACAUUGUUGUGGAAUACGUCACAGAUUUGACACAUAAGGCUCAAGAAAUUGGUUCAAAGCGAGGAAGACUUCUAGUUGAUGAUUUCUUGUAUCUUAUCCGCAAGGAUUUGCCAAAACUGAACCGGUGUAGAGAACUGUUGGCGAUGCAAGAAGAGCUGAAACAAGCACGCAAAGCUUUUGAUGUGGAUGAGAAGGAACUAGUUGAUUGACCUUUCUUUAUUUUCAAGACUGUAUAAUACAAGUGGAGCUGGAACAUAAAGCGCCAUAAUUUUA
Arabidopsis arenosa is the source of this 640-nucleotide messenger RNA. NCBI's taxonomy places the organism in Eukaryota, Viridiplantae, Streptophyta, Magnoliopsida, Brassicales, Brassicaceae. The record is from the annotation of a GenBank genome assembly.